Trifolium pratense (red clover) is the source of this 1417-nucleotide messenger RNA. RefSeq names its product zinc finger protein CONSTANS-LIKE 2. Gene Ontology annotation, cellular component: nucleus. The transcript is spliced from 4 exons. The record is from RefSeq and is a predicted model, not a curated record. The coding region runs from base 167 to 1138 and encodes 323 amino acids. Lineage: Eukaryota; Viridiplantae; Streptophyta; Magnoliopsida; Fabales; Fabaceae. Gene Ontology annotation, biological process: regulation of flower development. Gene Ontology annotation, molecular function: protein binding.
GUCUCAACUCUCACAAGUCUCACUCAAUCUGUGGUUUUUGGCAACAUCUCCAUCAAACACAGACACACACAAAGAUACCACUUUCUAAUCUAUUUGUCUUGUUCUUCUUCAACAAGAAUUGAUUACAAUCAUUCUGAAACAUAACAUAACAUAACACAAAGAUUCUAUGUCUUCUGAACUCUAUUCUUUUGGCACCACAACUUUCCACACUCAUUCAACCUCAGAACAUGUCUCUACUGAUGGAACUGGAAGUGGAGACCUACCACCAUUUUUUUCUGACUCUUUCCCUUUUUUCAACACUGAAGUUAUUUCUCAACAAAAUUCUAACUCAUUAUUUGAUGAAUCUCUUAUUCCUUCUUCUCUAGACCCUUUUUCACCUUCUUUUUUCUCUUUCUCUCCUCCAACUGAAAACCUCACCAUUUUUCAUCAUCAAACUAAUAAUAACAAUGGAAGUUUCUCAGCUUUCGAUAUAUCCGAAGUUAAAAACGAGGAAUCACAAAUAAGUAUUGAUUAUUAUAACAACUACAACAACAAUAAUACUCAAUUUCUUCCACAUAGUUAUAGUGGUGUUGAAAAUGUAUCAAAGUACAUGCAAAGAAGCUUCAGUAGUAACUCUUUUGAAAAGAAGCCAAAUUUACUAUUUCAAACUCACCAUGAUAAUCUCGUUGAUUCAUCAAAAUUUCAAAGACAUGAUUUAAGCUCUCCUGAAAAUAGUUUGAGAAGGGUUUGUAGCACAGGUGAUUUGCAGAACAUCAAAGCAAAUAAUAUGUCUCCAACAGAAGGAAAUUUGCAAGAGGAUCAGAAUUUCAAAGUAGGACGUUACAGUGCAGAAGAAAGAAAAGAAAGAAUUUCGAAAUACAGAGCAAAGAGAACUCAGAGGAACUUUAACAAGACCAUUAAGUAUGCAUGUAGAAAGACAUUAGCGGAUAAUCGACCACGCGUACGUGGCAGGUUUGCGCGCAACGAUGAGCCCAACGAGAUUCCUAAGGCUCCAUGUUUAAUCAGAGAUGAAGAUGAAGUCAAUUUUUGGAUGGAAGAAUUACGAUUGCAUGAAGAUGAUGUAACAGUGGGAGCAGCACAACAAUAUUUGAAGAGUAAUAGCUAUGGAGUUAGUCAGUUUCAGUAUUUUGGCUUGUGACUUUUAAUUUUAGGAAGAAGAAUCUUUAGACUUUUUAGGUUUCACCACUUGAUCAAUUAAGCACAAGUCUUUAUUUACUUUCUUUCUAAUGUUUAAGUUAAUUGUUAUAAAAUAAAAUAUAUAUGAUGUACUAUAAGUUAGUCACCAUGGAAUCUCUCAGAUGUUCCUAAGGUCAAUAUGAAAAUUGGUUGUUAGAGAGUGUCCUAGAUAGCUAGUUAAUUUAUAGUUGCAUUAUAUUCUUCUUUUCAUUUCUUUUACUCUAGGUAUGAUUUAUGAUCA